AUGGCCGUAGAAAUUGUAUAUUCUCCAAAAGAUGUAGCGCAGUCGAAAGAGCAAGUUCAUUUGAAGAGAAAUGGAGAUUUCUGGAAUCGUGUGAACUUGGGGACAAUCAUAGUGGAACACAUAGCGUGUUUGUUUGCUCCUUUCUACUUCACUUGGAAUGCUUUCUGGGUGACAGUGAUACUGUACCUAGUGACGCUAAAUCUAGGAAUUAUUGUUUCCUAUCAUAGAAACCUUACCCACAAGAGUUUUAAGCUCAAAAAACCACUUGAAUACUUGUUUGCUUAUAUUGGACUUCAUGCUGCACAGGGAGACCCUAUGUUUUGGGUAAGCCAUCAUCGUUACCACCACCAGUUCACAGAUUCUGCCCGAGAUCCGCAUAGCCCUAUUGAGGGAUUUUGGUUCAGCCACGUAGGCUGGGCUUUCCACAACAACUAUCUCCGGGAGAAGGUAGGAAAAUCAAACAAUGUGAUGGACUUAAAAAAGCAAGCCUACUACCGGUUCCUGCGGAAAACACAUCUACUUCAUCUUGUUGGACUUGCGCUUGUUUUGUAUGUCUUUGGAGGAUUACCACACCUUCUAUGGGGAAUGGGUGUUAGAAUAGCCGCGGUGCACCACAGCACGUUCCUAGUGAAUUCACUGUGCCAUACAUGGGGGCAAAGGCCAUGGAACACUGAAGAUUUAUCCAGGAACAAUUGGGUGGUGGGCUUAUUAUUAGGUAAUGGAGAAGGUUGGCACAACAACCACCACGCCUUUCAGUUCUCAGCUCGGGUAGGGCUCGAAUGGUGGCAGCUGGAUGUGCCUUGGUACAUUAUAAAGCUACUUGAGCAUCUUGGAUUAGCGACAAAUGUUAAAGUCCCUUCUGAGAUUCAGAAAUUACAAAUGUCUGUCAAAAAAUACUACCCAGUCUCCUCAAGAUGA
Papaver somniferum (opium poppy) is the source of this 918-nucleotide messenger RNA. RefSeq names its product acyl-CoA C20 Delta5-desaturase-like. The coding region runs from base 1 to 918 and encodes 305 amino acids. Lineage: Eukaryota; Viridiplantae; Streptophyta; Magnoliopsida; Ranunculales; Papaveraceae. Gene Ontology annotation, cellular component: endoplasmic reticulum membrane. The record is from RefSeq and is a predicted model, not a curated record. The transcript has 4 exons. Gene Ontology annotation, molecular function: oxidoreductase activity, acting on paired donors, with oxidation of a pair of donors resulting in the reduction of molecular oxygen to two molecules of water. Gene Ontology annotation, biological process: lipid metabolic process.